AUGCAGCUAUUAGCACCGUUUCUCCUCCUCAUUCUCCUCACAUUUCGAGUACGGACUCAAUCAGGACCUUCCAAUUGGACAGCUUCUCCGUUCAACGCCCCGUCCCUUCCGAUAGCUGUCCGUUCGCCUUAUUUGAACGUAUGGCUUUUACAGGGUAACAAUCCUCCUUCACCGUUUGAUGUAGAUGUCAACUCCUGGACCAGAGGCACAAGCGCAAACUGGUAUGUAAGUGCCGUAGUAGACGACAAAGAGUAUAGACUACUUGGCAAGUAUUUUAACGGGGAGAAUACCCCGAAUCAGACAGCAGUUGAAUUUACUGCAACGAGGACAUCAUUCCUCCUGUCUGCUGGAGGUGUCCAGUUUAACAUGUCGUUUCUGAGCCCCAUAGAACCGAAUAGUUUCACACUCCAAUCGCUUCCUUUCGCAUACCUAUAUAUGACUGCGCAAUCUACAGAUAGCCAAUUGCACUGA
Fomitiporia mediterranea MF3/22 is the source of this 471-nucleotide messenger RNA. RefSeq lists its product as uncharacterized. The record is from RefSeq and is a predicted model, not a curated record. The transcript has 3 exons. Lineage: Eukaryota; Fungi; Basidiomycota; Agaricomycetes; Hymenochaetales; Hymenochaetaceae. Bases 1 to 471 code for a protein of 156 amino acids.